Lingula anatina is the source of this 1743-nucleotide messenger RNA. RefSeq lists its product as uncharacterized. The record is from RefSeq and is a predicted model, not a curated record. NCBI's taxonomy places the organism in Eukaryota, Metazoa, Brachiopoda, Lingulata, Lingulida, Lingulidae.
CCGAAAUAGUCGGACACACGUGUAUAUAGAAAACUAAUCAUAUCAAAUGGAAACCAUGCGUUCUGCGAUGUGUUUGAUGGUAUGCCUCUUGAUCGUGGUUUGUUCCAUUGGCUGCCAGGCACAAUUGCCUCCAUCCGGUUCCAGCAAUCCUCAGCAGCCUUUAACAGCAUCGGACCACGUCCAUCUCCUUCUCCAAGUUCAGAACUACCUCCUCCAGCUGCAGUCCACUGCUGCCGACCACAAACAGCUUCUGGUGACCGUUAAGGACAAAAUAAAUGGCCUUAGGACGACCGACGAGUACCUGAGACAAAACCUGACACGGCAAGGACAAACCAUCAGUCUUCAGUCCCAAAAGCAGCAAGAAAAGCUGGAUGAUGUCAAUCAAAAGACGGUAAAUCUAACAGACAUUUUUGAAUGAUCUGGAGACGGCCAUAUCUGAAUUGCAGAAUGGAACAAUUAAGCAACGAAUCAUUACACAAACUAUCGAAAAAGAGUUGACCUUUAUGUCCAAAAAUUUGACCAGUUUUCAAACAGUCCUCGAAGGACAAGUUCAACAAACGAAUCGACAGGAAGCGCAGAUGAAAAUCAUGGAAAUUGCUCUUCAACAUCAGCUGUCUUUGAUUACAAAACUGGAAGAAAAGGGUUCCACUUUGACGUCUACUGUUAAUAACUUGACAGACGCGGGCGUGUUUGGAUUUACCAGGUAUGGGACGUCAUUAUAUCGGCUGGUCAAUGUGGCUGCAACGUGGGCUGAAGCAGAGAUCUACUGUCAGUUGCUACAUCCCGAGGCCCACCUUGCCACUGUGGAGAGCCAGAGCGAAAAUAAAUUUAUACUGGGUCUCAUCAAGAAGUACACCACGGGACCAAGUCGUACGUGGCUGGGUGGGCACGAUAAGGCCACCGAAGGUCAGUGGAAAUGGUGGAAUGGGAAGUCAUUCACAUACACUAACUGGAGGCCAGGCCAACCUAAUAACUAUCAAACAGGGGAGGACUGUUUAAACACAUGGGAAACCGGUGUUUGGAGCGAUCUUCAAUGCGACGCUAAGCAUCCUUUUGUUUGUGAGAUACACUCUAUACACUUGUAGCUUAAGCUGCAACUCAUAUUUAUACUGUAGCUGAAAAUAGGAGAUUGUGAACUUGAUGUUGUUUAUAAUUGUUUAAGAAGAUUUUUAAUUCUUAUUUUAAGUUACGAAUUGUAAUGUGAGUGGCCUCAAGUUUAUAAUACGAGUUGUUGACAGAGCUGUCUGAACAGUUUUGCAAGUUUUUUUGUCGUGGCUUAAACAGUGCUAGGUUUAAAAAGCAGUCUAUCUCGGUUGAUUUUACCCCAGUCAAAUAAGUAAUAGUAACGACAAACAACACCAAAUUGCUUUUAUUUUUCAUUUGUGACUAAUGAGCCCUAUGAGACUAUAGACGUUAUACAAGUUGUAGAUAGCCUGUAGUGCAGGUGAUGUAGGCUACUAAUAGGAACAACUAAAACAGGACAUGUACACGUAUAAAAGAAGCAUUCAAAGGUUAGAAAACCAGUGGAAGUUUCUACACUCUAUCAAGGCCACAGAUCGAUUUUCAUUAGAUAUUCAUAGUAAUCUUUGGCGAUUUUAUGAAAUCUGCGCCUGGAAAAAGGUGUUAAAGAGUAGCCCUUUUCACCAUCUCUGGAGAUAAGAGAAUGCAGAUAAACAAAGACAUAGCGUAUUAGUUUUAAAGGUCAAUCAUCAUUUAUAAAAAAUGUAGUUUUUAUAUUUAUCA